Salvia hispanica is the source of this 1229-nucleotide messenger RNA. RefSeq names its product cyclin-U4-1-like. Lineage: Eukaryota; Viridiplantae; Streptophyta; Magnoliopsida; Lamiales; Lamiaceae. Gene Ontology annotation, biological process: regulation of cyclin-dependent protein serine/threonine kinase activity. The record is from RefSeq and is a predicted model, not a curated record. Gene Ontology annotation, molecular function: protein kinase binding.
UGAAUCCCACCAGGCUUCUUCUCUCUCCUCUGUCCUCUCCCGCACAAGCACACACACAUCCAUCAACCAUGUCAAUUGAGUGAGAGAAACGGAAGUUGGGGGAUUUAUUUCUCAUGUGGAGUGAGUUGAAAGAUUGCCAAAAUUAGAGGUGGAUAUCGCAUAUUUCUUGCUUCUUCAUUGAAUGAAUCUCCCUUUUUCUGUUGGAUAAGCAACUGCUGCAUCUGAUGUUAGUGAGAAGUAGCUCUGAUGACGCAAUUCACACCACAACCAUUUGGGGCAUUGCUUGCAAAUCUUUGACAUUUAAAACCGAGCAUUGCUAUAACUGAGGAUGGGAGGUUUGUCGUUUGAACCAACAAUCUUCUGCCCGCUUGAUUAUGUGACUCUAGGGCUCAAGGACCCCAUCAAGGACUACCUGGGAAAGCCCCGGAUCCUUUCACUUCUUUCAGUCAUUCUGGAUAAAACUGUCGACGAAAAUGAGAAGAUGCUUGUGACAUCAGAAGCCAAAGAUGUCAUAACUGUUUUCCAUGGUACAAGAGCGCCUUCUCUGAGCAUUCAGCAAUACAUUGAUCGCAUUUUUAGGUAUUCCAACUGCAGUCCUUCCUGCUUCGUUAUCGCACAUAUAUACUUGGACAGAUUCAUUCAACGGACAAACUUAUGCCUGAAUUCCCUCAACAUCCACCGCCUUCUUAUCACUAGUGUAAUGGUGGCAGCAAAGUUCAUUGAUGACGCAUUCUUCAACAACGCAUAUUAUGCUAGAGUCGGAGGCGUCUCCACUAGAGAAUUGAACAAGCUAGAGAUGAAGUUUCUCUUUGGAGUGGAUUUCCAGCUUCAUGUUAGCGUGCAGACAUUUAAGAAAUAUUGCUCGAUCCUGAAACAGGAAGCCUCAUGUGGACUCAUUGAACGCUCCAUCCCCAUAUGUGGAACGGAAGACAGCUGCACAAGCAGCAAUGAUGAUGGCGCCCUCUGUUCUGCUUCAGUCUCUUGAUGAGAAACUUGUACAUGCUGAUGCACAUUCAGCAUCGAGGAGACGAGGCUCAUUCCACCUGUUAAUUGCAGCCUACUGUAUCUGAUAAAAAUGAGGGCUUGAUAGUAGUUUUUGUUGGCACAUAGAUUUUUUCUGGGCUUCCCUUCUUUUUUUUCGUGUUGUUUGGUGGUCCCAUGUAUUGUAUUCUUCAGUCUUGAAAGUAAAACUGGAACUACGAUUCUUUAAUUGAUAAUGUCAUUUGAUA